Messenger RNA from Vicia faba (fava bean), 1527 nucleotides. Lineage: Eukaryota; Viridiplantae; Streptophyta; Magnoliopsida; Fabales; Fabaceae. The record is from the annotation of a GenBank genome assembly.
AUGGAAGAACGCAUUGAAGUCAAAAGAUACGAAGAACUUCACACCGCCAAGGAAUUCGAGUCUCUUAUCGAAGCUCAAAACGUUCCCGCUGUUUUGUGUGGUUGCAUCAAGAAUUGGAGAGCGUUCUCUCUUUGGAACCCUCGGAACGGUGGUCUCGAUUACUUGCAAGAACGGGUAGGAUCUUCUGUGGUGGAGGCUAUGGUAUCUUCUUCUGCACCUGUCUUUUAUGGUGAUCUUGGAAGUCACCAGAGGGUUCCUCUACCAUUUUCUACGUUCCUUGAUUUGUGUAAGAAACGGAUACAUAUGCAAACUGAGCAACGGCAUCAACAUUUAGAUGUUGAUCAUUCUGUUGCCUCGCAAACGGAUAACACACAAAAUGAUUAUUUGUCCUUGGAAGAUGUUCCUGAACAAAUUUAUUUAGCGCAGGUUCCGAUCAUGAACCGUGAUCGUCAGGAUAAGGCUCAAUUGGGAAUCCUAAGGGAAGAUAUUCAGUUGCCUCCAAUAUUGGGAGCAAAAGAACUGUCUUCUAUAAAUUUGUGGAUGAACAAUGCACAAUCUAGAUCAAGUACUCACUAUGAUCCACUCCACAACCUUUUGUGCAUAGUUUCUGGCCGCAAACAAGUUGUUUUGUGGCCUCCUUCUGCUAGUCCCUCACUCUACCCAAUGCCUAUUUACGGAGAAGCUUCCAAUCACAGUUUGGUUGCUUUGGAAAACCCCGAUUACUCAAUUUAUCCAAGGGCAGAGUGCUCAAUGGAGUUUGCACAAAAGGUUGUUCUGGAGGCCGGUGAUGCACUUUUCAUUCCUGAAGGCUGGUUUCACCAGGUAGACAGUGAUGAUUUGACUAUUGCUAUUAACUUGUGGUGGAUAUCCAAGACUAUUUCUUGCAUGGUGGAACAUAUGGAUGCUUAUUAUUUACGCAGAAUAUUGAGAAGAUUGAUUGACAAAGAGAUGGAUCAACAACUGCUUAAGUUGGGGAUGGGAGAUACUGGGAUGUGUGCGUACAAGCUCCUGAAUAAUGGACAAGCAAGUCAUGCUGAUGAAAAUUGCAGUCAGAUGCCAAAAGGAAUGGAUUUAAAGGAGAAAAGACUUAAAGAGGGCAACACAUUGCUUGAAUUAAAACCUGCUGCAGUCCAGGUGCUUCAUGAACUUGUGUCUUUAGUUCACAGCAGUGUUAGCGCCAGCCCGGCGGCUAAAGUUCUUUGGGACGUUGAACCACAAAUUCUCCAAAAUGUCUUUCUUGCUAUGGCAAGCAGCUUCCCAAGAACUUUAGAGGCUCUUGUUCUGCAUGUACUUUCACCAGUUGGGAUAGAGGUUCUUACUCGGAAAUUUGAUGAGAUGGACGAACAAGUUCUUGAGAAAGAUCGGAGUAAAUUCUAUGAGGCUUUCUACGGUGCAUUUGAUGAUCAAACUGCAGCAAUGAAUUCUAUUUUAAAGGGGAAGGAGCUAUUUACUCAACAGGCAUUUAAGAAUGUAUUGGACAAAUUUGUUGGGGUGAAUCUAGAAAGCUCAAAGGCUGGAUUCAGAUGA